AUGGACUGGCCAGCCCGAUAUCCAGAUCUCAAUCCUAUUGAACACGUGUGGGACAGGCUUCAGAACGCUGUUUCGCCGAGAAACAUCCAACCUAGAACGCUUCAGGAACUUCAAGCAGCUCUCGUCGCUGAAUGGACAAGUAUUCCCUUAAACCGGAUACGAGACUUGAUCAGAAGCAUGCGCCGCCGCUGCCAGAGCUGUUACCGACAACCUAAUCCAGAACUUUCAGAGAUUGAUUGGUUCCUUCCUGAGGAAACACAUUUGUCCUACAAUACAACUGUCCUCGGCUCAGUAUCUAUGGUCGACUACCAGAUGAAAGUAGCUGCGAUUGUUGCGUGGAAGAUUCAAGCUUACACUAACCCAGACAAAUCGUGUAAAACAAAUGGAAAAGCUAGACAAUGUUGUGACGGCGGUACGCUUCCUGACUGUGAUACAGACACGUGCGACACGCAUUUCAGGAUAUGUGUCAACAAUGAUCCACAUGACACCGGAAAUGGGAACUGUGUCGAUACGAUAGUUAGACCGGAUACAAACCAGCUUUCCACAUGUGGUGACGUCCGUUUAAACCACACUACCAAUCAGCUGGACAUCGCAUCUACGUACAUCUCUACUACAGACACGUGGAGCUGGGUAUGUGUUACAUCACAUAUGGACAGUCCAUCCAGGGACAUGUCCAGACCUGGUACAAGUCAUUGUGAAAAUAGUCCUGGAACCUACCGUUGUACAUGUAACAGUGGCUGGACUGGACGUAACUGUUCACAGGAUAUUGACGAAUGCCAACAUACUCCCUGUGAAAACGGAGGCACGUGUAACAACACGAUCGGGUCCUACACGUGCGCGUGUCAAGGAUUCAGUGGACACAAUUGUGAGAAUGAAAUCAACGAGUGCCAACAUACAAAAUGUCCACAUAAAAACAUGCACUGCGUAAACAGUGUUGGGUCCUACACGUGUAAGUGUUACGCGGGCUGGACGGGUGAUCAUUGUGAUACUGACGUGAAUGAAUGUCAGCAUAAACCCUGUGAACACGGAGGCACGUGUAACAACACGAUCGGGUCCUACACGUGCUCGUGUCACGGAGGAUACAACGGACAUAACUGUAACAGUGAUGUGAACGAGUGUCACCAUCAAAAUCCAUGCCAACACGGAGGCACGUGUAACAACACGAUCGGGUCCUACACGUGCGCGUGUCAAGGAUUCAGUGGACACAAUUGUGAGAAUGACAUCAACGAGUGCCAACAUACAAAAUGUCCACAUAAAAACAUGCACUGCGUAAACAGUGUUGGGUCUUACACGUGCACGUGUAACAACACGAUCGGGUCCUACACGUGCGCGUGUCAAGGAUUCAGUGGACACAAUUGUGAGAAUGACAUCAACGAGUGCCAACAUACAAAAUGUCCACAUAAAAACAUGCACUGCGUAAACAGUGUUGGGUCUUACACGUGUAAGUGUAACGCGGGCUGGACGGGUGAUCAUUGUGAUACUGACGUGAAUGAAUGCCAACAUAACCCCUGUGAACACGGAGGCACGUGUAACAACACGAUCGGGUCCUACACGUGCUCGUGUCACGGAGGAUACAACGGACAUAACUGUAACAGUGAUGUGAACGAGUGUCACCAUCAAAAUCCAUGCCAACACGCACGUGUAACAACACGAUUAUGCGCGUGUCAAGGAUUCAGUGCACAAUUGUGA
Ylistrum balloti is the source of this 1689-nucleotide messenger RNA. Its product is annotated as neurogenic locus notch homolog protein 1-like. Lineage: Eukaryota; Metazoa; Mollusca; Bivalvia; Pectinida; Pectinidae. Bases 1 to 1689 code for a protein of 562 amino acids. The transcript is spliced from 6 exons. Gene Ontology annotation, molecular function: calcium ion binding; nucleic acid binding. The record is from RefSeq and is a predicted model, not a curated record.